AUGACAUCGGACUCGGAGUUCCCCAGCAUUCUUCCUUACAGGCGCAGCAAUUAUGAUAGGACUCUGAGCGAGGAUGAAAAGGACGUCCUCCAUAUCGAGGAGGCUGCGAGGCUGCGGCUUGAGGUGCGCGCCACGGAUCACACGGCAUCGCAGUCUGCACCGUCUACCAAGUCCGAGCCACUUGCAGCGCAAGGCGAUCAUGCUCCUCCUCUGAAUGCUCGCCUCCAACACGUAUGCGAUUGUGAUCAGGAGCAGAAGAAUAACGAUCUCCCCGUCAUGCGCUUGGCUGUCGAGUUGAUGCACAUCAUAUUCUGGUACCAUGCGGAUGAAAACGCGAUUAGUCGAGUUGUUCGGACGUCUGUGUUUGGAGAUUACCGCACCAUUCCUGUUGUCGAAGGAAGCUGGUUCGCACUAGGACAGGUAUGCCGCAGGUGGCGGCGGAUACUCUUCAAUAUGCCCGACCUAUGGGCUGCGAAGGCCAGCGAGUUUGGCGCUCAAAAGGGACUGAACGUGCUCCCUCUCGCAAAGGAGAUGUUGUUGGACAUAGACUUCCGCAAUGGGCUGGGUUUAGACGCAGGAACAUGGCGUCAGUGGGAGCCACACAUGAACCGCGCAUGGAGAAUCGCGAAUCAUCCUGUGAACAUGGACCAAUGCGUUGGUCUCAUGAAGUUACUCGCUGGGGAACCGCUCCCUCACUUGCGAUCUGUCGCGCUCGGACAUCCACUCCCUAGUACGGGUCGCGGUGACAUCGAUGCCAUGUCUGACCAUCCGAUGCUUCAACAUAUCAAGAUGCAUAACGUCUAUAUGCGCCCUCCGCUUCACGGUAAACUGGUAUCUCUUGUGAUCGAUCUUUCCUACGUCGCACGCGGAGCCGAGCACAAACACCCGAUCCUCCCAUUAUUAGCUGGAAAUCCCCAAUUAUGUUCUCUCGAUCUGCGUCACGUACCAGAUCACACCGAAAGGUCGACAGAACGGAUCGUUCUACCGGCCCUGAAACACCUGCGCCUGACGCACCAGUAUCGACACCUUACUAUUUCACUAUUGGACAGCUUGCACCUCCCUGCCGUCGUCGAAGCUUCAGUAAUCCCCUAUGACGAAUUGAACGUCUUGAGAGAUGCCUUGUCUGUGUAUUGCAGCCUCUUAUCAGCUUGGACCCAUCGUGCAGAGUCGUAUACCGGCAUACGCUCACAAUCUCUCGUCUCGCGACGCGUGUACACGUCUGCGGAUUCCCGUCGGCGUCACGAUGCAAUACUGAGCAUCUGCCUAGAAGAGAUCUCAGACGUGCAGACGCGGUACUCGAUCGUGGCCACUGACUACGAGAAAGACCAGCCAGGAGGUCCGGAGUUUAUCAGUAAACACACGAUUCAGCAGUCGUGA
Peniophora sp. CBMAI 1063 is the source of this 1377-nucleotide messenger RNA. The record is from the annotation of a GenBank genome assembly. NCBI's taxonomy places the organism in Eukaryota, Fungi, Basidiomycota, Agaricomycetes, Russulales, Peniophoraceae.